UCCAGAUCUAAUUAAGUGAAGUAGGAGCAACCAUUCAGAGACAAAUCACCUUACCAAUAUUUUCUCUUUCAAAAUUUUCCGAGAAAAUUCUUCAUUCGAUAUUUUCUCACUUGCUCGCCUCCCUUUCUUCUCUCUUCAGAUGAGACUUUACCGAUGUCACUGAGAAGAUCAUUUCUCUCGCGAAGGAUCAACAGUCGGUCCUUCUCGCUAUCAAAAUCGUUGAAAGAAUUAAAAACCCUAGACAUUGCAACACAGAUUGAAGCGAAACCGAGUAGUAAUUGUGAUGAGGCUGAAGUGGAAGGUCCAGAUCGAGGCUCGCAUGAAGGAUGUUGGGCGAGUAUGUUGCCGGAGCUACUCGGUGAGAUUAUGCAGAGAGUUGAAGCAAGCGAAGAUCGGUGGCCGAUCCGCCAAAGCGUUGUCUCUUGCGCUUGUGUGUGCAAGAGUUGGAGAGACAUCACUCAAGGAAUCGUUAGGUCUCCGCUUCAAAGUGGCAAGAUCACCUUUCCUUCUUCCCUCAAACAGCCGGGUCCCCGUGAUUCUCCUCUUCAGUGUCUCAUAAGACGGAACAAGAAGAAAAACACUUUUUACCUUUAUCUUGGUCUUACCCCAUCAUUGACAGACAAGGGAAAGUUUCUCCUAGCAGCACGAAGGUGUAGAAAUGGUGCUCAUACUGAGUACAUUAUAUCACUUGAUGCAGACGACAUAUCCCAAGGAAGUAAUGCCUAUGUUGGAAAAUUAAGUUCGGAUUUCCUUGGCACCAACUUCACAAUCUACGAUAGCCAGCCCCCACACAGUGGUGCGAAGCCGUCAAGUAGCCGAUCUAGCCGUCGUUUCGCAAGCAAGCAAAUAAGUCCCCAGGUUUCAGCAGGCAAUUUUGAAGUCGGGCAGAUCUCCUACAAGUUCAACCUCUUGAAGUCGAGAGGCCCAAGGAGGAUGAUAUGUGCCCUUCAAUGCCCAUCAAGCCCAUUGUCGGCCGACGCCAUCAAACACGAGGACAACUCUAAGAUGAAAGAUUCAGAGUUGGCUCUCUCUGGACACACGGUAUUGAGGAACAAAGCUCCGAGAUGGCACGAGCACUUGCAGUGCUGGUGCUUGAAUUUCCACGGUCGUGUGACGGUUGCGUCUGUUAAAAACUUUCAAUUGGUCGCGACAAUAGAUCAGAGCCAGCCAGGAGGGAAAGGGGAUGAGGAAACAGUUCUCCUCCAGUUUGGGAAAGUAGGAGACGAUACUUUCACAAUGGAUUAUAGGCAGCCCUUGUCAGCAUUCCAGGCAUUCGCCAUUUGCCUCACCAGCUUUGGUACGAAACUGGCUUGUGAGUAAUAUAUAUUUUCUUUCCUUUGAGCUGUGUGUAUCGAAGAAGCCGGUGCACCACAAUGUUCUAAUUUAAGUUUCUCGUUUGCCAUUUCUUUAACGUUGUGUUUGGUUGAGGGAUUUAGAGAGGAAUUUGAAAAAGGAAAGGGAAAAGAUAUGUGAAAUUAGGUGAAAUAUAAGUAUAUUUUAUUCAUAUUUUACCUAUCUUUUUUAUUUCUCUUUUCAAAUCUCUCAUUAAAUCCUUUAACCAAACACAGCAUAAACGAUAUCCCUGGACAGCUUAAGCAUAUGAUAUGAUGUGUACAUGUUGGUAUUAUUGUAUGUAUGAUAUUUGAUGUGACUUUUGAGUUCAUUAGCAAACAACAUUCGAGCAAGUAUGGUGGAACUAGUGGUUAUGAAAUUAAUGAAAUCCAAUGUUGUUGUCAGUGUGUGCAA
Molecule: messenger RNA, 1746 nt
Organism: Camellia sinensis
Lineage: Eukaryota; Viridiplantae; Streptophyta; Magnoliopsida; Ericales; Theaceae
Product: tubby-like F-box protein 7
Source: RefSeq, a predicted model, not a curated record